Molecule: messenger RNA, 4133 nt
Organism: Pectinophora gossypiella (pink bollworm)
Lineage: Eukaryota; Metazoa; Arthropoda; Insecta; Lepidoptera; Gelechiidae
Product: vesicle-associated membrane protein 2-like
Exons: 7
Coding region: 490-831 (113 amino acids)
Biological process (GO): vesicle fusion; vesicle-mediated transport
Cellular component (GO): SNARE complex; plasma membrane
Molecular function (GO): SNAP receptor activity; syntaxin binding
Source: RefSeq, a predicted model, not a curated record
GUUGCUCUGGCAUAGAUGGUAUUUUUAGAUAAUUCGUGCCUAUUACUGCAAGUACAGGCGCGCCCUCUUCCAUACAAAUUGAGAAACCCGGUCGGAGAAGGUUUUCACUUCUCACUCUAUGUUCAGAAAACUCGCAUAACAAUUCUUACUCGGGUUUCUAGCAAUAAUUUUUACCUCACCAAAUUGUGUAUCAUUGGCAUUUUUUUACUGAAUCGGGUGCCUUUUUUCGAAAAGGCUUGACUAUAAAUAGAUCGCUACCCGAUGUACUUAUAGGAAAAUCUAGUGAGAGCUUUCCAUUCAUAAAACACGUUCAUUUAAUGUUCAGCAGCCAAGCCAUACGGGUCGCACUGCAAUAUUUUAUACGUACUUUAUAGUGAAGCUGUACGACAAUUAUAUACGUAGCUAUAGUAAGUGUGGACACCAAUCGAUACCUGCGGGUCACCCAACGAGGAGUUUUCUUCAGAACAGCCAGGCGAACCGAGAGAAAAAAUGGCGGCGGAGGGAGGUCUGGCGCCGACCGGCGACGGCGACAUGCCCGUGGGCGGCCCGAAGACGCCGCAGCAGAUUGCCGCCCAGCGCCGACUUCAGCAGACGCAGGCACAAGUUGACGAGGUCGUGGACAUUAUGAAGACAAACGUGGAGAAGGUUCUGGAACGAGAUCAAAAGCUUUCCGAACUUGAUGAUAGAGCUGACGCUCUCCAGCAGGGAGCUUCACAGUUUGAACAGCAAGCUGGGAAGCUGAAGAGCAAAUUUUGGCUGCAGAAUUUAAAGAUGAUGAUUAUCGCAGCCGUAAUCGGAAUCAUCAUUCUGGCUCUCAUCAUCGGUCUGUAAACAAUCACCAGGAUAGAAAGAGAGACCUGCCCGCCACUGGCUCCAUCGAUAUCAGAGACAUCAAUCUCCAAAAGAACUGUACAACGUUUUAAUUUCCUGUAGAGAUCACUAGAUACUAUUAGAAUAUACUAGAAUAUUGAAUAUCGGACGUAAUAAUAUCAAAACAAAACAUAUUACAGAUUUUAUCACGCAAAUGUAUCUAUUUAUCGUAAAGCAAUAUUAAAAUAUCUUUUUGAACCACUUGCAAGACAUUUCCUAAGUAAGUUCACCAGUAAUGUCAUUGUCGCAAAAGUAUAAUAUAUAGAGUAUUUUUAGAUGAAUGUCUUUGUUAAAAAUGUUUACCGAUAGCACUACAGAGCUGGUGUUUGCCAUAUUUACUAUAUACUGAACUAGGGCUUACCAAAAACGUACCAUAAAGAUUUGUGUUCAGAAUGAUAAAUAUUAUAAAUAUGUUUUUCUUUUCUUUUCUUAAUAUAUUUGGACCAAAUUUCUUAAGGUGAACUAUGCAGCCACUUUUAUUUUUGUAUUUCUAUAUUUUUGAAUUCUUAAACCAUUUUAAAUGUUGAUCUUUGAUAUAACGAUAUAUAUGCAUAUGUUUGUCUGUGCUUGAAAUACUUAAAUCCACUUUUUGAAUGUUAUAUGAAUAAGUGAUCAUAUUUUAGAACUUUUAAAGGUAAUGUCUAAAUAUGUACCUAUCGUUUUAUUUUGGAUACAUUGUUUGAUUCGUUUGUUAGGCACAGUAGAUGAAUGUACCAGAUAGGUAUUGGGUUUUUCUAUCACGCCCUGAUGUGUGCGUAUAAUAGAAUAAAGAUAUAACGCAGUUGUUGAAAUAGCCUCGAAUAGGCAAAUCUUAUAAACGAGCACACAAUGAAGCCUUUAUAGAGACGUAUUUUUAUCACGGAGACACGCAUAGUUGAACAGUUUACAAUAAUUAUAAUAUCUAGAGUUUAGAUUGCGACAAAGUUUUACAUAACAUACCUACAAAAAUAAAUAUUUUGUAGCCGUUUGUUAGAAGAUUUCUACUUAAAACGAGUAUUUGUAUUCGAAUUGUUGUUUGUGACGCGUAUUUAUACAUAGUUCUAGAACUAACAUUAAGAAUUUGGAGUACCCUGUCUUUUCUUAUAUUCAUACUAAUCAUAACAUUCGUAACUGGCCAAUAUUUUUAAAUGUGUAACCUUUGCUAUGUCUCUUUAAUAUAACUGAAUAUCUUUUUUGUGUAUAUGUAUAACGAUACAUAUAGGUACUACCCGCUUAAGAAGGUACCUAAUAUAGUCGCAACUGUAAGAAAAAGUUUAGAUGUUUUAUAUUUAUAAACGAUUCAUAUAAGUUGUCUUCUUUAUACGUAGCUGGGAUAGACCUGUGCGCAUGCGCGCGUAGUUAGGGAAAAUCAAGAGGGAUGAAACAUUGGCCAGUAAAUGAUAAGGGUAUGGUGAUUGAGUCAGAAAAAGGAAUUGCUGGCAGGUAAUCGAUCUCAACUCUGAACGAUUACAAAAAAAAACAUUGAUAGGUAACAAUCUGUCUUAAUAGAUCGAUUUACCACAGUGAGUGAGUUAAGUAAUUACGAAUUGGAAAGAGGCACGUCGUUGUUGUUACAAGCCUUUUUAGACAGGGCACCUUAGCUGCUUUGUAAGCAACCGCCUCACUUUUUGAAACGCAAUAAAUGUUACAUACUUAAGUAUAGUAUAAGUGUUACCGCGUGUCGGGUAUAGUAUGAACGUAAGAACCAAUAUACCUCUAUAUAUACUCGAGGGACACCUAUAGGUAUAUAAUAACUAUUCCAAAAUGUUCAUAAAAGUGAGAUCAACGUCUACCUCGUGAAGUAAUAUUAGAAGAUGUAUUCAGUUAUAGCAGUAUAUUCAAUAUACAUACUAUGAUACCACGUCGUCGUGACCUAAUCGACGAAGUUAAUCUAUUGUGUUUUGAAAAUUGAGGCACAUAAUACAUUCACUGUAAGGUAAUAAAAACACACCAGAUAUAUGUUAUUAAAUUAGAUAUUAAUAUAGAUUUAACUAUAUGCAGCUAUAAAGACUAAAAGUAAUAAUUGUUAUUUGUGGAGGGUACUCCGCAAUAAACCUUUUACAUAGUUAAUUAAUAUAGGUAAUUACUUACCUACACUAGUCACUACUCACUAGUCACAUACUUUAUUAUAAGAACCUAUUCCACAAGUGUAUACCUUACUACAAGUGCCAGCGUAUACUGUAGUAGACCUUUGAUCGGCUGAUAGUCAAAUCAGUCUGCCAAUUAGUACGCUUCAACUUACCUACCAAAUACAAACGUAAAACAUUAUACUCGGGCAAGGCGGCUCAGGAUUAAAUCAAGCAAUUUGUUGUCUAUAAUUACUUUAGUGUCGCCUUCGUUCGACUGUCGCAUAAUCGGCCUAUCAAAAGUCUUGACUGGACGCUGAGUGUCACUUGUUUUGCAAUCUUCCUUCUCUUGUCUCUGAUGAUAUACCAUAACCCUCCUACUUACACGUCGUUUCCAAAUUAUUGCGGUUAGUCUUUAUUUGCUGACAUUUAAUUAGCAUAGAUCGUGUGUGGCUAAUAAAUAACUUAAAUUCACGUAAUUCUUAAAUGUGUAUCAACGUAGAUUUCGUGAUGAUAGCCAAAUAAAUAUUCUUUGAUUCGUUCGUUAAGACAGGCCGACAGCGGAUCAAUGUACCUAUGUAUAAAUAUCAUAAAUAUCGAACACUUUGUAUUUAAGAUUCUGCUAUAUCCGAGACUUCCGAAAGUAGUAGUAUUGUUUUACUUUUUUAUUUAUAUUGAGUAGCUUCAGUGCUCCACUUAUUAGUAACUCUCCGCAUUUACCUUCCCGUUUGUUACUCUCAUUAUACACGAUAUUCAAGUUUCAAGAAUAGAAAUACCUAUAUACUAGCUAGGUAGUAAUUUUACGAUGUAACUGUGUAACGAAAUAUUUAACUUAGAUAAUCAUUUUUUUAUUAGGCGAUAUGUAGAUACCAACUAGAUUUGUUGAAACGAAUAUGUAAAUUAAAAAAUAUACUGGAUGUUAUAGCUACGUACCUACCUACCUUGCUUUAAAAGUCACGUACAUGAAACUUUAAUUAGGUAUCAUAAUAUUUAUACACUAUCUACAAUAGCAUAUUAUCAUCGUUUAUUGGAUAUCACCUCACAACAUAACAUUAUUAUGUCGAUAUACGUGUUCAGAUUGGUAGAGAAUCUAUUUUAGUGAGAAUAUAUAAACAAGCAAACAUAAUCAGUGUACUUUAUCUUAAAAGCAAGAUACUUAUAACAGUAGGUAUAUUAAUUACUCUAUAUGUACCUAUAUGUAAUUAUUGCUUCAGUAAA